AACAAGUACUCGGCCGUGAUCACGCAGCGACGGUCGCAGGGAGCGGGGCAGGCGCAGCUGUACGCCACCGACGUGGGCAAGGUGCCGGGCGGCAUGAACAAGGUGCAGGUCGGCAUCGCCUCGGUGUGGUACGAGGGCAACCCGUGCAACAUGCACCUGCUCGACAUCGCCGGCGCCGCCAAGGAGAGCUGCGAGAGGAGCGGGAUGGUGGGCCUGCGCUUCAACUCGAUCGGCGUCUCCGACGGCAUCUCCAACGGCACCGACGGCAUGGCAUACUCCCUCCAGUCGCGAGACCUGAUCGCAGACGGCAUCGAGACGGUGAUGGGCGCGCAGUUCUACGAUGCGAACCUCUCGAUCCCUGGCUGCGACAAGAACAUGCCCGGCUGCAUCAUGGCGAUGGCGAGAGUCAACCGGCCCUCGGUGAUGGUCUACGGAGGCACCAUCCGCGCGGGCUGCCGGCCAGACAAGGACGAGAAGCUCGACAUCAUCUCGGCCUUCCAGGCGCUCGACGUCGUGCGGCACGCCUGCCCUGGCCCGGGCGCGUGCGGCGGGAUGUAUACGGCCAACACCAUGGCGUCGGCGAUCGAGACGCUGGGCAUGUCUGUGCCGUACUCGUCCUCGAUCCCUGCCUGGGAGCCGGCUGCCAACGGGGGGAAGGGCGGGCUGCACCCGGAGAAGGUGUCCGAGGUGCGGAGGGCGGUGGAGGCGCUGCAGCACUGCAUCGCCGUCGGCCUCAAGCCGCGCGAUAUCAUGACGAAGCACGCCUUCGAGAACGCCGUCCGGCUGGUGAUGGUGACGGGCGGGUCGACAAACGCGACCAUCCACCUCAUCGCGAUGGCGCGUGCUGCCGGCGUCGACCUCACGCUGCACGACUUCCGCCGGAUCGCGGCGGAGACGCCCUUCUUGGCGAACCUCAAGCCGAGUGGCAAGUACGUGAUGGAGGACUUGCACGCCGUCGGAGGCACGCCCGCCGUGCUAAAGUACAUGCUGCAGGAGGGCCUGCUGCACGGCGAUUGCAUGACUGUCACCGGCAAGACCAUCGCCGAGAACAUCGCCGACCUCCCUCCGCUGGCGGAGGGGCAGGACGUCAUCUACCCCGUCUCGAAGCCUGUCAAGGCGACGGGGCACAUCGCCAUUCUCGAGGGCAACCUGGCGCCCGAGGGCGCCGUGGGGAAGAUCACGGGCAAGGAGGGGGUCCGGUUCAGCGGGCCGGCGCGCUGCUUCGACGCGGAGGAGGAGAUGAUGGCUGCGGUGGUGCAGGACCCGCAGGCGCUCAAGGGGGCGGUGAUCGUGAUCCGGUACGAGGGGCCAAAGGGCGGGCCGGGCAUGAAGGAGAUGCUCUCCCCGACCUCGCUCGUCAUGGGCGCCGGCCUCGGGCACGACGUCGCACUCAUCACCGACGGCCGCUUCUCGGGCGGCUCGCACGGCUUCUGCGUGGGGCACGUCGCGCCCGAGGCGCAGGUGGGGGGGCCGAUCGCGCUGGUGAGGGACGGGGACCUUGUCACCAUCGACGCCGAGACGCUCGAGAUCAAGGUCGACCUCUCUGAGGCCGAGCUGGCGGCGCGGCGCGGCGCGUGGGAGGCGCCGCCGUACAAGUACACGCGAGGCACAAUGUACCGCUACAUCAAGACCGUCUCGUCGGCGCAGAAGGGGUGCGUCACCGACGAGUGACCGCGCGCGCGGCGCCGAGCCCCCCCCCUCCUCCACCGCCGCCGGCCUCGAACACCCCACCUCUCGCUGUCUGGCCUUGGCCGCCCUCUGCGCUCUGCUCGCGCCGGCGGCUGAUCUCGCUCGCGCUGCCGCUGUCGCCCCACUGCGGUGGGGUUGACUUGGUCCCGCUCUCUCGCGCUGCCGGCGGGCGGCGUCGUGCGCCGCGUGCGACGCGCAACAACCCCCCCCCCCCCCCCUCCCCUCCU
This is a messenger RNA of Emiliania huxleyi CCMP1516, 1916 nucleotides long. RefSeq names its product dihydroxy-acid dehydratase. The transcript is spliced from 13 exons. Lineage: Eukaryota; Haptophyta; Isochrysidales; Noelaerhabdaceae. The record is from RefSeq and is a predicted model, not a curated record. Bases 94 to 1671 code for a protein of 525 amino acids. Gene Ontology annotation, biological process: branched-chain amino acid biosynthetic process. Gene Ontology annotation, molecular function: dihydroxy-acid dehydratase activity.